Molecule: messenger RNA, 1249 nt
Organism: Gambusia affinis (western mosquitofish)
Lineage: Eukaryota; Metazoa; Chordata; Actinopteri; Cyprinodontiformes; Poeciliidae
Gene: snrnp27
Product: small nuclear ribonucleoprotein 27 (U4/U6.U5)
Exons: 7
Coding region: 526-1011 (161 amino acids)
Biological process (GO): RNA splicing
Cellular component (GO): precatalytic spliceosome
Source: RefSeq, a predicted model, not a curated record
CACGUCUAGUUUAGCUAGAUUGAAGAUUGGUGGCGUCAACAGAAAAAGCCUUCUUGUGUUCGCUAACGGUCUACCGUCUUCGGUUCUGCUGGUACUGCUCAGCAGCCAGAACCAUAUGACUUACUUUACUAUCCUUCCUUUUUAAAUAGCGACACUUCGCUUUAUUCUAAUUAAUGGCGUAUUAAGGUUUGUUGUGCUGCUUUUGAUCAAAAAAGGUCUGAGUUAACUCGCGCUCCCCGGGUGAACUCAACCUAUGUUCCUGGUCGCCACAGCCGUUCCGCCACCGGAGAAUUUCAAACUUGUAGCUACCGGAAUGUGACGGUCAUACAGGUCGCUAGAGGGCGCACUGCACAGCGGAAGAGAGAGGAAGUGUGUAAAGCCCAACCAAUCACAGAGGACGAAGGAGAAGCCGACGCAGAGCUGUCGUUAGCUUCACGCAAAUUUUAGUUUCUUCUUAGUUAUUUAUAGAAUAUAGUUUCUUUAAAUCGCUAGUUAUAAAAAGGGCUAAUUUUAGCCUCUGGAAGAAUGGGUCGAAGUAGGAGUCGAACACCUCCGAGACGAGAGAGAAGACGGUCCCGCUCGGCCUCACGAGAACACGAGCGACGCCGGCGGGACAGGGACCGCUCUCGCUCGAGGGACCGGGACCGAGACCGCCGCAGAUCUCGCUCACGCUCGCCACACAGAAGACGGUCCAGGACUCCUCCCAGACGCCAUCUCUCCUCCUCCCUCUCUCCUGUGCGGCAGAAGGACCGGCGUGACGACGAGCGCAAAGAGACCAAAGACAAACCUGCGAAGUCCAUUCAGAUCUCAGCUGAGGAUAUGCAAGGCAAAACAGAGGAGGAAAUCGAGAUGAUGAAAACGAUGGGGUUCGGUUCCUUUGAUUCAACCAAGGGUAAGAAAACAGAUGGAUCGGUUAAUGCAUAUGCAGUCAACGUUACCAUGAAGAGGAAAUACAGGCAGUACAUGAACAGAAAGGGAGGCUUCAACAGGCCGCUGGACUUCAUCGCUUAAAGGUGCCAGCAGCUCGUUUUUCACCACCAGUCUCUCCUCCCUGCAGGAGGACAAGGACAGUAUGGAUUUAUUUCUAUUAAAUGUGUCUCGUGAUGCAGCAAGUCUUUUUUUUAUUUUUUUAUUUAACCUUGUAAAUAGUUUUUCCUCCAGUUGUUCUCACUCCGGUCAGACCUGGUGGGAGGUGGAGCUUUUUGUUGUUGAGAUUUGUGCCGUAUUCUUAAUAAACGCCUUGGGAAAA